CAUUUUAUUUUCUUUUUCAGACACAACGGCACCAAAUAUCGAGCUGUUGAAACCACUACCUACCAAGACAAAGCAACCGACAUGGGAUUUCACAUGGACUGCAGACGAACUUACGAAUUUCACUUGCGCAGUCGAUAGCUUACGGAAUGAAAAGGAUUGUGGGUUCGGCUUGAACGGUCGCUUCACGACAGACCCACUCUCCGAUGGGCCACACAGAUUCUAUUUACUUGGUGAAGACGAACUUGGAAACACUGCCAAAGUGGUUACGCAUAGAUGGGUAGUUGGUGAGUUAUGCAGUUGAUUUUGCUUAUGCUAAUGGUAUAGUUAGUACGGGAGCCUCAUUUCUGUCAAUGGAGCUGAUAAGCGGCUGUGAUGAGAAACUGUCUCAUUGCGGGAGUAUUUUUACUAAGUCCGUAUAGCACACUGCAUUUUCAAGUACGGUUGCCAAAUGCCGCACAACCAUGGCUACAAGGAAUGCCGAAAACAGCCGUACUUUAUAGCCACAAACCAUGGCUAUAAGGUAUGCCGAAAACAAGUGUACUUUAUAACCACAAACCAUGGCUAUAAGGUUUGCCGAAAACAGGUGUACUUUAUAGCCAUAAACCAUGGCUAUAAGGAAUGCCGAAAACAGCCGUACUUUAUAGCCACAAACCAUGGCUAUAAGGAAUGCCGAAAACAGGUGUACUUUAUAGCCACAAACCAUGGCUAUAAGGUUUGCCGAAAACAGGUGUACUUUAUAGCCACAAACCAUGGCUAUAAGGUAUGCCGAAAACAGGCGUACUUUAUAGCCACAAACGAUGGCUAUAAGGAAUGCCGAAAACAGCCGUACUUUAUAGCCACAAACCAUGGCUAUAAGGUUUGCCGAAAACAGGUGUACUUUAUAGCCACAAACCAUGGCUAUAAGGUAUGCCGAAAACAGGCGUACUUUAUAGCCACAAACGAUGGCUAUAAGGAAUGCCGAAAACAGCCGUACUUUAUAGCCACAAACCAUGGCUAUAAGGUAUGCCGAAAACAGCCGUACUUUAUAGCCACAAACCAUGGCUAUAAGGUUUGCCGAAAACAGGUGUACUUUAUAGCCACAAACCAUGGCUAUAAGAUAUGCCGAAAAACAGGCGUACUUUAUAGCCACAAACCAUGGCUAUAAGGAAUGCCGAAAACAGGCGUACUUUAUAGCCACAAACCAUGGCUAUAAGGUUUGCCGAAAAACAGGCGUACUUUAUAGCCACAAACGAUGGCUAUAAGGAAUGCCGAAAACAGGCGUACUUUAUAGCCACAAACCAUGGCUAUAAGGUAUGCCGAAAAACAGGCGUACUUUAUAGCCACAAACCAUGGCUAUAAGGUAUGCCGAAAACAGGCGUACUUUAUAGCCACAAACCAUGGCUAUAAGGUUUGCCGAAAACAGGUGUACUUUAUAGCCACAAACCAUGGCUAUAAGGUAUGCCGAAAACAGGCGUACUUUAUAGCUACAAACCAUGGCUGUAAGGUAUGCCGAAAACAGGCGUACUUUAUAGCCACAAACCAUGGCUAUAAGGUAUGCCGAAAAACAGGCGUACUUUAUAGCCACAAACCAUGGCUAUAAGAUAUGCCGAAAAACAGGCGUACUUUAUAGCCACAAACCAUGGCUAUAAGAUAUGCCGAAAACAGCCGUACUUUAUAGCCACAAACCAUGGCUAUAAGGAAUGCCGAAAACAGGCGUACUUUAUAACCACAAACCAUGGCUAUAAGGUUUGCCGAAAACAGGCGUACUUUAUAGCCACAAACCAUGGCUAUAUGGUAUGCCGAAAACAGGCGUACUUUAUAGCCACAAACCAUGGCUAUAAGGUAUGUCGAAAACAGCCGUACUUUAUAGCCACAAACCAUGGCUAUAUGGUAUGCCGAAAAACAGGCGUACUUUAUUCUUUAUAGCCACAAGCUAUGGCUAUAAGGAAUGCCGAAAACAGGCGUACUUUAUAGCCAAAAAUUCUUAUUGGGCUUGCAGGGAAAAGAGUCGGAACUAUCCAGUAUAAGAAUAGUUCAGUCAUACAAAAUAUUUCUUUUUUCAGACAAGACCAAACCUGAAAUCGAGUUUCUACCCAACCAGCCCAAAAUCUCUGACGCGGACAUCACGUUACUAUGGAAAACCACUACCAACAAACACGCGAGGUUCGAGUGCGCACUGGAUAACGUGAGAAAUAUGCGACCGUGUGGCGAUGGCACGACAGGGUCCUGGACCGAUUCGCGUAUCCCGGAUGGAGAUCAUACACUGUAUGUCAGGGCGAGAGAUUCGUUUGGUGAUUACGGGCAAAUCAAAACACACAGCUGGAGAGUUGGUAAGUUUUGAAGAAAUUUUCCGUCAUUCAGGGAACGGUUGAUCAGGUCCAACUUUGGCUUGUCGUCGUGCAAUAUAUAUUAUAUUUAUCCUUUUACCUUUUUCAUUCCAAUAAAGAACAGGCAUUUAGCUUUCGAAUACUUUCUUGUAUCAUUGCGAUCAAAAAUAGUCCAAUACCAUCCGAUUUAAAAAUGCCGCUCGAAAUCGCAUUUUUACACCGUUGGGAACUGCAUGUAACGCUUAUAGAUAUCUUAUAUACACUAGUAGAUAGUGCAUCUAAUUAUUCUGCAAUUCAAAAAUUGAAGCCGUGAUUGCAGACUCAGGAUAUUCCCAUGAAAUGAGAAGACUCGUAUGUUUUCUAUUUCUUAAACAGGGAACUUAAACAUUAAGUUAAACCUAUUCCAAAUACAUUUUCAAAUGAUGAAAGUUAUUGUUGUUUUUUAAGCGUUUAUUGGCGAGUGGGAAACUCCAACAUGGCCGCCAUCUAUUCAAAAGGGGGUAACCGCUGGAAUAUUCUUGGCUUCAAUUUUACUAAAAGAGAUGCGCUAUCUAGUGUAUAUAAGAUAUCUGAGUAUUGAAAUUAUUCUCAUUUGGGAUUCAACUUAAAGGCAAAUUUCUACUCGCAAUUUUGCAUCGAAAUUGAGUGAUUAAAACAUUUUACAGAACUGGUAGUUUGCAGAUUGAACUCGCAAUGCCAUACGUUUCCCAAAUUGGUAACGAGCAUUUGGGCAAAUGUUCGAAAAUUGGAAGAACACAAUCCUAACGCCUAUAUUCUAAAAGCUCACUUACGCUCACAAUCAAAGAGUGGAGGUUCAAUCUGAGCUUCCCUUGAGCGUCAGUGCAGUUUUUGAAUAGCUAGAGGGCGAGUAGUAGGGUGGUAGCUGAAGCUAUUCAAAAACAGCAUUGACAUUCAAGAUAAGCUCAAAUUGAACCUCCACUUUUUGAGUGCGAGUGUGAGUAAGCUUUCAGAAUACAGACGUAAAUGUGGAAAAAUGCAAUUUCAACCGACCACUUUAAAUCAGAUCGUAUUUGGUCAUUUUUUUAUCGCAAUGAUUCCAUCAAGAUGUCAUUUGACAGCUAAAAGCCUGAUCUUUAUAAAUACGAAAACAGAAAUGCUAUAAACAUAAUAAUUACAGGUAAACUACGUGAAGCGUUCCUCUUUUAAGUUCCUAACUUGCUUGCAAUUUUCCUCACUACCUUAGUAAAUUUGAAAAACUCCCUUGCAAAUCCCUUGAGGGAAUUUGCAAUGUUCUUAAGAGCCAAAUAAAUUUUCCUCAGUUCCUGUUAGAAGUUCUUAACUUCCUGUUUCAAGUUCCUAACUUCCUGUUCUGUUCUGCGCGUUGUAAUUGGCUAACAAAAAUAAUCCGCCAAUGAUAACACUCAGAACAGAACAGGAAGUCAGGAAAUUAAAACAGGAAGUUAGGGAAAUUUGAAAGGAACUUUCUUUGUGUUGGAAUAUUGCAACGCCCGACAGGAAAAUUGCAAAUUCCCUCAAGGAUUUGCAAAGAGUUUUUCAAAUUUGCAAAGCGAAGUAUGAAAAUUCCAAAUGAGUUAGGAACUCAAAAGAGGAAUGCUUCACGUAGUUUACCUGUAACACACGAUAUCCUGUCAAAGUUGGAUUAGGUUUUUUUGUGUUGUCAAAAGAAGGUAUCCAAAAUUUGCCUCGUUUCAGACACCAAAGUUCCACAAGUGACAUUGAUCGGUACACCACCCGCGCGUUCCACGUACGAUACCGGCUCAUUCUACUGGACAUCUGAUGAAUAUGCAAGCUACGAGUGCGCGAUCGAUCUCGCAGAGUCUGGCGCACCUUGUGGUAGUGGUGUAAGAAUGAGCUGGAUUUCAUCUCAGUUAGAUGAUGGAGAACACUCGUUCUAUCUCUUUGCCACGGACAGGAAUGGCAACCAAGCAAAUCCUAUCGAACACAAAUGGGAAAUCGGUACGUACCGUAUUUUAUCUCGAUGAUUGAACAAAGGGGCUGUGUUUGAACAAAGGAUUUUUUUUGAACAAAGGAUUUUUUCAUUUUUUUUGAAUAUUUUUUUAGCUCGAGGAUUUUUUUUCUGUAAAACUCGAACAUUUAGGGGCUGAUUACAUGGAGAGUUUUAAGACCGGGCUGAGUUUCGUCACGGUUUUCCCAAUGUUUUUUCAGAGUGUAGUUUUAGCACAGAGUAAAUACCUCACUUCUUAUUAAUUUCUGCCUAAGAGAUUUUCCCAGUCCGCCAUGUUCUUAGCAAGCGCCCUAAAAAGAGGCUGUCACCCCCCUGAAAACAUAUUGAAAUUUAGUAAUGUUCCAGGGGGGUGAAUGCACUCUUUUUAGGGCACUUGCUAAGAACAUGGCCGCCAGAUAUUUGCAGUAAAGACUACCUGAAUUAACUUGUGAAGCAUUCUGAAAUCAAUAUUUGACACUGUUAAUAUUAAAACAUUUUUCAUUUUCAGAAAUUGCCGUUUCAGAGGCUCGAAGGAUGCCCCUCGCCCCCUAGAAUUGUGACUCGCAAAUUAUUAAGUUACACGUCUGUUGAUGUCCCUACUAUAUUUCCCUACAUUAGUAGUCUCUAUAAUCAAUAACUUUUAAUAUACCAUAGCUUUUGUUGAUGUUUUCCUUAACAGAUACAAGGCCACCAAUAGUGACACUGGAUGAAAGCACACAGCGUGUGUCAGCUAGCAACGUGACCUUGAUGUGGAGAACCAAUGAGAACGCGGUCUUCCAGUGUGCCGUGGACACCAUAUUUGAUAACAGGGAUUGUGGCGCUGGCCGAGCAAGUGAACUCGAGUUGACUAAUCUUGGCGAAGGACCACAUACCAUUUGGAUUAAAGCUGUUGAUGAGCUGGGCAAUAUUGCUCCCUGGAAGAAACACACUUGGAUCGUUGGUGAGUGACUAUUUUGAAAUAUUGCACUGUUAAAAUAUCUGUUUUUGACCGAAUAAUGUACUGUUAUUUUUUUACAGUAAGUAUUUUUUUACAAUCUUACUUUCUUCUAUUCUACACAUUAAUAGGGACUGCUGUUGCAUAAAACUAUUGCUAUAACACUAAUACUUACAUCGUUAAUACUUAAUUACAUCGUUACAUAUAUCUAAACUUAAAAAAAACUUUUUUCAAAACUUGUAAUUUGUGUGCUUAAUUGCCAAAAUUUCAGGCUAGUGGUUCUUGACCUACUGGUUCUUUUAUGCGGGGCUUUACUGUAUAUAUUCUAAACGAACCAACUCCCACACGACAGCCAGGUAGAACAGUACCCUUCCCUUUCAUCUUUUAUCUUCUUUUUUAUUCAUUGUAUAUAUUUCUAAACUUAAUAAAAUUGUAAAUAGCAAUAGUUUUCAUGUACUGAUAGUUUUCUUGGUUGUCUUAUAUAUAUAUAUAUAUAUAUAUAUAUAUAUAUAUAUAUAUAUAUAUAUAUAUAUAUAUAUAUAUAUAUAUAUAUAUAUAUAUAUAUAUAUAUAUAUAUAUAUAUAUGUAUAUAUGUAUAUAUGUUUAUAAUAUAGCAUUUGUAAACUCUGAACGCUGAUUGGCUAAGAGCCGUGUUGAUAUUGCUAUAUUAUAAAAAAAAAUAUAAAACAUUUUUUCCGUACUGAUAUAUAGUUAUAUCAACACUCGUGGAAGUUGGGAAAACUCGAAAUUGUAUGAAAACACUCCGCCCUUCGGGCGUCGUGUUUCCAUACAAUUUCUCGUUUUCCCAAUUCCACUCGUGUUGAUAUAACUGUAUAUCAACACGGACAAUGUUUUAUAUUUGUUAAGUAUAAUAUAAUAACUGGAUAACCAAAUAUUGAUAUGUUUUGCAGAUGCCAAGCCUCCCGAGCUUGACUUUACAUCGGAUCUUCCAAAGAAAACAAGUGGCGAUGUUACACUCCGCUGGCGAUCUAAGGAGCCUACAACAUUCAAGUGUGGUACAGAUCCUAAUAAUCUGAAGGAUUGUGGUGUUGGACAUUUGGGUAAUUGGUCAGCAAAAAAUCUUACGGAUGGUCUUCAUGAGUUUUACGUGGAAGCUAUAGAUGAAUUUGGAAAUACGGUCAGGAUUUUACAUAGAUGGACAGUCGGUAGGUCUUAUUAUCUCUAUGGAAAACUUCAGUCAGUCGAUCUUUGAGAAAAGUGAAGAAACGUCCGUAUAGCGAGAAUCGAACCCACGAUUUCAGAUGUGACUGGACAUUUGAAUAUAUCUUGCUAGGCCACAGAAGCCCAACAUAACUGCUGAAUGCUGGCGGAUCUAGCCUCAUCUGCAAGGAGGGGUGCAGGUUUUCCAUGGGUGGUGCAUGAGGGAGCCUUACUGCCCAUGCACUCUCUUCUGCAGUCUGCAACGCUACUAUCCCAACAUUACCAUUAUUUGAGAUGGCCGAAUCUCCUUGUUCGCCGUUCUUCUAAAGUUUAUAUCGGCUUUUUAUCACGUAUGCGUGACUGGACAUUUGAAUAUAUGGCUGUGUAACAAACCUCGACAUGUUUACAUGUUUAACCAUGAUAUUUAACUAAAAGAUUUUCUCGUGAACUCACAAAUCAAUUAAAUAGUUCCCAGUAGAAGUUCUGCUAAUCGUUAUUCGAAAAGCAGAAAAUGUAUGGUCAAGCAGAUUUUUUAGGGUGGUACUGGACUUCUCUAGGGGGAUGGUAGACUUCACUAGGUGAGGUGCCCCCCCCCCCUCCCCCCUGCAUCCUCACGGUAAGUCCGCCCCUGCACUAAACGUUCUAUUUAUCUUUUUUGUUCUCACAUUUCAGACAACACACCACCAGUUUUGUCGUGGAGAAGGAAACUCCCAGCCGUCACAGGCAAGCGUGUAAGAUUUAGAUGGCAAUCAAACGAGAUCGCAGAAUUCUUCUGCGCACACGAGAGAAUUAAUUAUAUGGAAAGAUGCGGCAAUUUCAGCCUGAAAGGAAGGUGGAUUGAGGCGAAUUUACCCGAAGGAAAACAUCGUUCCUGGGUUCUUGGGGUUGACGACGUUGGCAAUCGUGGCAAGCCAUUGCACCAUGAGUGGGUAGUAGGUAUGUCCAUAUAGUCUUUCAAAACA
Messenger RNA from Paramuricea clavata, 7290 nucleotides. The record is from the annotation of a GenBank genome assembly. Lineage: Eukaryota; Metazoa; Cnidaria; Anthozoa; Malacalcyonacea; Plexauridae.